AGCUCAAGGAGAUCUUCGACGAAGUUGGCGUUAGCUACAAGGGCCUGUCAAAGGACGCGCUCAAGGCCAAGGCGUACAAGGAGGGCGUGAUGCGCAAGUACUGGGAAAAGUACCCGGAUAAGAAGUACAAGAAGCCGAAGGGCUCUGGCAUGCCUGGCUUGGAGGGCCUCGGCGGCGACUUCGGUCCCGGCGGCAAGUACGAGGACAUGAUGCGGCAGAUGCGCGGCGACUUUAGCGCGGAGAAGGACCCCGAGAGGCGAAGGAUCCUCGAGAAGCUCGCGGCCAAGGGGAUGAGCUUCGCCGGCGGAGCGAGCCAGUCGACAGAGGAGCUCAAGAAGAUGGAGAAGAUGCUCGACGGCAUCAACCUCGGCGGCUUCGGCAAGGGCGACGGCGGCGCGGGCGCGGCGCCGGCGGCGGAGGACCGCGGGGAGGAGCCACGCGAGACGAGUGAGAUGGAGGAGGUGGAGGAUGAGGACAAGGUGGAGCUGUAG
Messenger RNA from Emiliania huxleyi CCMP1516, 491 nucleotides. RefSeq lists its product as hypothetical. Lineage: Eukaryota; Haptophyta; Isochrysidales; Noelaerhabdaceae. The record is from RefSeq and is a predicted model, not a curated record. The annotation marks the transcript as partial. The transcript has 2 exons.